AUGCGGCCCUGGGGGCGGCAGCUCCUGCUGGGCUUCUCCGUCCUCUGGAAGCCGCUCUUCACGGGCCGCCUGCUGCUGGUGACCAACACGGUCAGCUGCGGGGGGCUCCUCGCGGCGGGGGACUCGCUGCGCCAGAGCUGGGAGAUGCGGCAGGACCCCCGGCGCAGGCGCGACCUGGCGCGCACAGCUCGCAUGUUCUGCAUCGGCUGCAGCAUGGGCCCGCUGAUGCAUUACUGGUACCUGUGGCUCGACCGUGCUUUCCCGGCCGCUGGAUUCCGUGGCAUCAAAACCAUCCUGAAGAAGGUUUUCAUCGACCAGAUCGUGGCCUCCCCGGCUUUGGGGGUGUGGUAUUUUUUGGGUAUGGGCUCUUUGGAGGGACAGACCCUGCGGCAGAGCUGGCGUGAGCUGGAAGAGAACUUCUGGGAGUUUUACAAGAUGGACUGGUGUGUGUGGCCCCCAGCACAGCUGAUCAAUUUCCUGUACCUGCCACCCAAGUACCGUGUGGUCUACAUGAACGUCAUCACCCUCGGCUGGGACACUUACCUGUCUUACCUGAAGCAUCGUCACAAGCGGCCUUCCUACAGUGUGGAGGAGGACACGCAGCCCCGCGCCGCCGAAAUCCAGACGGCUGGGUGAGACGCACGACCGUCCUUCCAGGGAGCCACGGCGGGCCGCAGCUUCUCCGCUUGCUGUGGGGCCCUGCGAGGCAGCGCGUCAGCUGGGCAGGCCCCACAGCCAGUCCCAGGGCGAGGGAUGGUGCAUCGCCUCCUCACGUGGCCGGACCAAGGUGGAGGACUCGGGAUCAACACGGGCACAGACGGAAUCCUGUAUCACGACCCUCCCCCAAUCAUGUACCCUGUAAUUUAUUUGCCCUUCGAAGUGCCAGAUCACUGAUUUUCAUAAUAAAAGCUAUGACUGCCUCUCCAGCAGGA
Varanus komodoensis (Komodo dragon) is the source of this 932-nucleotide messenger RNA. It is a transcript of the gene MPV17L2, whose product is annotated as MPV17 mitochondrial inner membrane protein like 2. Gene Ontology annotation, cellular component: cytoplasm; membrane. Gene Ontology annotation, biological process: mitochondrial ribosome assembly. NCBI's taxonomy places the organism in Eukaryota, Metazoa, Chordata, Lepidosauria, Squamata, Varanidae. The transcript has 5 exons. The coding region runs from base 1 to 636 and encodes 211 amino acids. The record is from RefSeq and is a predicted model, not a curated record.